AUGCGGUGGGGAACGGUUGUGAUACUUUUUAGUCUAAUUUAUUCAGUGACAUUGGCGAAAGAAAACGACGGGAUACCUAGGUUGGAUGUUCUCGCAAGGUCAUCAGUAUACAACGCCGGGGAAAAGAAAGCCAUUUAUUGCAAAGGGGAAAAUCUUGAUCAGAACUUAGAAUGGCUUUCGCCGUCCGGUAUGCCUGUCAAAGGUAGAUCUUCUACAAACACCAGAGUGUAUGUAGAGAGGCAGAAAAACGACUCACUGCUUCCAUUGAUUAUACAUAGCUUAAAGAUAGAAGAUAGUGGCAAUUGGACUUGUAAAGCCGGAGACCUCAAUGAAACUAUAGAAAUUUUAGUUGGAGAAAAGGUAAACAUUUCCAAUCGAUAUGAGAGCUUUGAAGGGGAAGAGGGAAAAUCAGCAAGACUGAACUGUGAAGCGAAAGGGAGACCACAGCCGGUUGUACAGUGGUACAAGGAUAUUGAAGUUAUAUCCGAUAAAACGAAAAAGUACGUCGUUAGAAAGAAGGGGGAUAACUAUCAGUUGGAAAUUAAGGAUUUAAAUCAUCAAGAUACUGGCGAGUACGUCUGCAAGGUCACACAAAAUGCUCUGCGGUAUUAUACAGAUAAACGGGUACAGCUCACUGUGCAACAUAAACCAAUACUUUUUAACAGCGACACUGAAGAAAUAUAUUCGUCUACUUACAGAACAGAAGAAAUAUAUGCCAUUUUGAAUGAAACUAAAAAUGUGUCAUGCAGUGCUAUCGCUCAUCCUGUACCAACAUUCAGUUGGUCCAGGAGACAUGAAAAUGAAUUCGAUGAGCCUAUCGAGGAUGAGGAAAAGGUGCUGAAGUCUCCAAGUGGCAAUGUUUCAGUUCUUGUGCUUAGAAUGUACAACGAAAGCUUUUACGGAGAGUAUAAAUGUACCGCGAAGAAUCCUAAGGGGCAAGCUUCCGUCGUUUUUCACGUCACGGAAGGCAAUAAACCAAAUCCUCCCGAUGAAAUUAGCGUUUUCACUUCUAAUGUAAGCACAAUAACGUUCAACGUUACUUGCUACAGCUGUAACAUGGACUUUGAGGAAGAUAAGGCUCCAGAUCCAGCUAACCUAGUUGUUAUUGGUUACUCAUUUGAGCUAGUGCCCGUACGGGCCGGAUAUCCUGCAGAAUGGGACAACGCGACAUUAUAUGACAUAGAUAUCCAAUCAGCAAACGAUACGUUGUUCACCGUUGGCCAGCUGCCAAAUGGCACGACCUUCCACGCUCGUGUUCGCACACGCAACGCAGCUGGUCACUCGGAGUGGGUGGACAUCAUCUCUUCUGAUAUUAAAACCACUGACAAAGCCAUAAAGUUGAUCGCGUCUUUAACCCUACUCCUCGCAAGUCUAUUAGCCAUCAUGUAUAAC
This is a messenger RNA of Iphiclides podalirius (scarce swallowtail), 1392 nucleotides long. NCBI's taxonomy places the organism in Eukaryota, Metazoa, Arthropoda, Insecta, Lepidoptera, Papilionidae. The record is from the annotation of a GenBank genome assembly.